AUGGGCAAAGCCGAGGAAGUCAAAGCGCUCCAGGAGCAGCUGCAGCAGCUUCAGCAAGAGAUCCGCGAGGCGGAGUUGAAGGCCCGGGUGGUAGAGGGGCAGCUGCAGAGCUCCAAGACCAAGCGACAGCAGCUGGAGGCGAAGAAUGAGACUGUCCCCGCCAGUGAAACAGCGCAGCAACAGCCGAAUUUGGGAACCGAAUGGGCAACUGCUCAACUUCAGAACUUUUGA
This is a messenger RNA of Penicillium argentinense, 231 nucleotides long. RefSeq lists its product as uncharacterized. The transcript has 3 exons. Lineage: Eukaryota; Fungi; Ascomycota; Eurotiomycetes; Eurotiales; Aspergillaceae. The record is from RefSeq and is a predicted model, not a curated record. Bases 1 to 231 code for a protein of 76 amino acids.